AUGGUCCAAAGAGCCUGCAGGUUUUGUUGUUCAGGAAGAAAAGUUGUUUUGGAAGACAUUGCUGAUCCACCUGAACCAUUAAAAAGUGUCUUAAAUUUUUCUCACGAAAAUUCAAAACAUUUUUUUGACAUGAUACGUGAUUACAUGAUUUUGGCCCCUAAAAACGACAUCGUCAACAUCAUAAACGAAAAAGUUCUUUCCAUGUUCGAAGCUGAUAAAAAAAACUAUAUUUCCAUAGAUACACUUACUAAUCAAGAUGAAGCUAUAGAUAUCCCAACUGAAUUUCUUAACUCAUUAAAUCCAUCAGGUCUCCCCCCACACAAACUUGAUUUAAAAAUCGGUGCGCCUAUUAUUCUCAUGCGAAAUUUAAAUGCUCCCAAAUUGUGCAAUGGAACCAGAUUAAAAAUAUUAUCUUUGAAAAAAAACCUUAUUGAAGCUGAAAUUCUUACCGGCUCAGCGAGUGGUCAAAUGGUAUAUAUCCCAAGAAUACCAAUGAUAACAAACGAGUACCCCUUCGAAUUUAAACGUGUCCAAUUUCCAGUUAAACUUUGUUUUGCUAUGUCAAUUAAUAAGGCACAAGGACAGACAAUGAAAGUUGCAGGAAUUGACAUCAGCGAUCCAUGCUUCACUCACGGACAAUUUUAUGUUGCCUGCUCCCGCGUAAGCUCAGAAAAAAACUUAUACAUUUAUGCCCCUGGUGAAAAAACUAAUAAUAUAGUUUAUAAAGAAAUAUUGGUUAAUCGGUAG
This is a messenger RNA of Rhopalosiphum padi (bird cherry-oat aphid), 747 nucleotides long. RefSeq lists its product as uncharacterized. The record is from RefSeq and is a predicted model, not a curated record. The coding region runs from base 1 to 747 and encodes 248 amino acids. NCBI's taxonomy places the organism in Eukaryota, Metazoa, Arthropoda, Insecta, Hemiptera, Aphididae. The transcript has a single exon.